Messenger RNA from Aaosphaeria arxii CBS 175.79, 747 nucleotides. RefSeq lists its product as uncharacterized. Gene Ontology annotation, molecular function: ADP binding. The transcript has a single exon. Bases 1 to 747 code for a protein of 248 amino acids. NCBI's taxonomy places the organism in Eukaryota, Fungi, Ascomycota, Dothideomycetes, Pleosporales. The record is from RefSeq and is a predicted model, not a curated record.
AUGGAAGUCUUUCGGAUUGACCCCACUUCACCCUUCAAUGCAUUCCGGAACCCUGGGCUCGCAAUAAGCGACCAGCCCGGCGGCCUUUUCUUCUGGCUUCAUCACGCAAACUUGGGAAAAGCAUCGCCAACGGAGGAAUAUGCAAUACGAAAAUGUCGCGAAGAAGAUCUUGAAUGGCUUGCAUCACAAGUGCAUUCAAGUCAGGAAUGGGAAGGCGCUGUGGCGCAAAAUUUGAUCACGGACGUUGUAUCUAUAUCGUUGGCAUAUCUUACCGGCCAAAGGUUUUUCUUCGACAGCCCAGGGAUAUUGAUUACUGGGCCCAGCAAUACUGGAAAGUCAGCACUUGUCUGUAACUACAUCAUGUCGAUAGGAGACACGGGGUAUUUACCUGUGGCACAUAAGAAGUUCGACUACGUUUUCUGGAUCGAAUGUGGGCAGAACCAACAUCUCAACCUAGCCUUUCAAAAGCUGGCAAAGCAGCUUGGUCUCGUGGACGAGGAGAAGCCUACACUGGAUUUCGUUCCUCUAAGAGAGAAGCUCAGGAAUUGGCUGGCCAAUCCGGUACACCCUAGAUCGGAACCACGAGUUAAGUGCACUUGGCUCAUGGUAUUUGAUGACUUGCAGAAUAAUGGAAACUGGUUUUAUUUCUGGUGGCCACCUCGCGCCCCUGGGUGCACAGUCAUUACUACGACUCGUCAGAGCGACCUCGGGGAUAUCUUUGUUUUCAAGUCGAAGCGCAGUCUAUGA